AAAUGUUAGGAUAUCCGCCUCAAGACCACGCUUAGUCUGUAUGUUUCGAUAAUAAAUUAGUAUUAUCAUCAAUGCUCGUAUCUCCAGAACUUUAACCCUGGCGUCACUUUUAAGUUUAAAGUAUUAUUAGGGGUAACGUCGACACAGACAGACCAGUUUGUAAUUUCUUUUAAAGUGCAGCAUUUUUUAUUUUAUAUUUAUUGUUCAAUUAUUACUUAUAGCCAAUUAAUUUUAUGUAAAUCAAUUCUUAGACUGAUUUCAUUUCAUACUUCCUCUCUAUAUUGUUUACUGAAAAAAAUUUUUUGUAUAUCGUGAAAUUUAAUUUUUUUAAAAAUGGUAGGUAAUUUUACUAAGAGACAGUGGCUUACUCUUAUUGUUAUUAGUAUUGCAGACUUUGCAAAUGCUAUUUGUGUAUCAUUACAAGCACCGUUUUAUCCCCGAGAGGCAGAGAAAAAAAAUGCAUCACCGUCAGAGUAUGGGCUUGUAUUUGGAAUUUUUGAGCUCAUUGUUUUCCUCAUCAGCCCUGUAUAUGGACAACACUUGAAUAGGAUCGGACCCAAGUUACUUUUCAACGGUGGAAUUUUAACAACAGGCACUUGUGCUAUAUUCUUUGGACUUUUGGACAAGGUUGACGGACACUAUCCUUUCAUAGCUCUUUCCUUUAUUAUAAGAAUAUUGGAAGCGUUUGGGAAUGCUGCUUUUCUCACGGCCAGUUUUGCCAUAAUUGCCAAGGAAUUUCCUGAAAACGUCGCUACAACAUUCGCGAGCCUCGAAACAUUUUUUGGACUUGGACUUAUUGUCGGUCCAACUGUCGGCGGUGCUUUGUAUCAAAUCGGUGGAUACACAUUGCCAUUUGCUGUUUUGGGUUCUGCUCUUAUUGUUGCAGCAAUUAUGACAGCUUUCAUCCUUCCGAUGCACAAUGAUUCAGAUCAAGAUUCUCCGAAAUUCGGUGGGUACUCAAAAGUAUUAAGAAUUCCGGGUGUGUUAGUAUCAACGGCUUCAAUAAUGGCCACAAGUAUGAGCAUCGGCUUCCUUCAGGCAACUUUAGAACCUCAUUUACGGCAGUUUGAUUUGAGUCCAGUCGUUUUGGGGUUGAUGUUUGUGCUUAAUGGAGGCACUUAUGCUCUUACGGCGCCCGCUUGGGGAUGGUUGUGCGACCGGCGAAUGCGACCCAAACUAGUCACUAUUAUAGGCUGCGUCUUAAUAAUGAUCGGAUUUUCUUUAAUUGGACCAGCACCUUUUAUUCCAUGCCCUACAAUCAUUUGGGUAACAAUCUGUGGUCUGGUUACCCACGGGAUCGGUUUAUCUGCUCAGUUGGUCGCAGCUUUCUCUGACGCUCUACAAACAACCAUAGCACAUGGAUUUCCAAAUAAUUUUGAGACUUAUGGAUUAAUCAGUGCACUCUGGACAAGUUCUUUUGCUCUUGGUGCUUUUAUUGGUCCUAGUCUUGGAGGAAUCCUUCUGGACAAUAUAAAUUUCCGUAACGCCUCCAUGUUUAUCGUCAUCCUUAAUUUAUUAGUGGGAAUAGCUGCAUCAGUAUUCGUCAUCUGUUGUUCACGAAAUCCGAAACCAUUUACGGAAGUAAGCUCCGAAAGAGAGUCACGGGCGUCUUUAACAGAUAGCGGUAGAUCCCAAAGUACAAGCUUGUUUACAAGUGAACUCGAUAAUCAAAAUAUGCCCAUCGAUAGGCCCAGCGGAAUGAAUUCUCUAAUGGCGUGUAACAGCUAUUCUAAUCGCGCUGGUGCUUGGUCAAGGGCGUCCUACAGCGGUCGUUACAGUUACAACUACGGAUCAUUGGAUGCUAAACAAUAUUUACUAGAAAGGACAACUUAAUGCAAAAAUAAAAAGCUAAACUAAACUAUAAUAUAAUCUAACUGUACAUAUUUGCAUUUUUAAUUAGCUAUCAUUUUUAUGUUAAUGUUAAAGAUGUAGUAAAUUAAUUCUUCAAACAAAACAAUGCUAGUAACUCGAGCUGAGUGAUUUUCACUGAGAUUGUUCGCUGCCAAUUGCCAAGUCUUAACUUAAAUCCACAUGAAAUUCCAAUGCGUUCGCCGCGCCUUCACACAAUAAUAUAAUAUAAAUGCAUGUGCUUGUAACUUCACAGCGCACCCAAAUCUUUGUACCAUUGUAAAAACAAUCUGUUCUAUUUAUGUCAAUAACUGUUUGGAAAUAAUUAUUGGAAAUUGCUGCUUCAAUGAAUUUUUGUCAUAAUUGUAAAUCAUAGAUUUAAUGAAGACAAUAAAUAAAAGAAAAA
Cotesia glomerata is the source of this 2254-nucleotide messenger RNA. RefSeq names its product MFS-type transporter SLC18B1-like. Lineage: Eukaryota; Metazoa; Arthropoda; Insecta; Hymenoptera; Braconidae. Gene Ontology annotation, molecular function: transmembrane transporter activity. The record is from RefSeq and is a predicted model, not a curated record. Gene Ontology annotation, biological process: transmembrane transport. The transcript has 8 exons. The coding region runs from base 334 to 1833 and encodes 499 amino acids.